CGAAGGAGAAGCAUUUAAGUUUUAAACACGGCAGAACAGUAUUCAAAUAUUUUCGCAUUUGAAAAAAAAUACAAACAAUAAUGAAUUUUAAAAAUUGCGUUAUGCUUUUAUACUUAUUUGUCCAUUUGUGUACAUCAAACGCAAGAAUUCGCAAAAAUCCACAGAAAUUAGCCGAACUAUAUAGAAGUGUUUCAGAAGAACGCCCUUUAGGUGUUUAUUUGUUUGACGUAGAAAAUUAUAUAAAAAAACCAAAGGUGCGCAAGGAAUUUAGAAUUUCUAGAUUGGAUAAAAAAAAGAUACAAAACUCCCAUUUUAUUGGGUUUAUUUCGGAAGAGCAAUUUGUAGCAGUUAUAACAUCAAAGUUUACUUAUUGGCAACUCGAAAAAAUGUAUAAAAAAAUCGAAGAUGCUGGAAAGUGUAAUGUCCUAGUAACCAAGGAAAGAGUUAAAUGGUUUUUACUGAAGAAACGACUCCUAUAUAGACUAAGUAAAAAGGAAAUCGAAGCUAUAACUAAACCAAUGAAGGGUUCCAGAAAAAAUGAUGCUAUGAAAUUUAGCGAGUUUUAUAAUUUUAUGGUUUUCAAAGAAAAUCAUUUCUUAUAUGCAUAUAUAUAACACCAGCCGGUGGUAGAUUUAAACGUUUACAGGACCCAGGGCUAUAAAUUUACUACAACAUUCUAUUGCCGUUCGCUGUAGUCAAAAAGUCAAAUUUAUUAAAGUAUUCAAUUAAGUUUAUUUAAAUAAAAAUUCAAGGUUUAUGUAUUAAUUCUUAAAACUCUAAGGGGUGUGUGUUUUUUUUUGUUUUAAUCAAUUAU
Adelges cooleyi (spruce gall adelgid) is the source of this 814-nucleotide messenger RNA. RefSeq lists its product as uncharacterized. Lineage: Eukaryota; Metazoa; Arthropoda; Insecta; Hemiptera; Adelgidae. The transcript is spliced from 6 exons. Bases 81 to 614 code for a protein of 177 amino acids. The record is from RefSeq and is a predicted model, not a curated record.